UCCAACACAUCACAUGUUAGAGAAUGACAUAUUGUUAGAUAAAUUCUCUAGUUCACAAUUCGUAUCAUAUUUAAUAUCCCACUGCAAGUAUGAAAACUUGUUUAUUAUCUCCCCACAGCAGAAAAAGGUCGAAAAUCUAGUUUUUGAAAUGUAGGUAGUUUAUAUGAGUUAAAGCAUUUUGUCAACAGACUUUUGAAGGUUAAUUAUUGUCCUAUAUACUUUUGAAAUAUUUAUUAGCCAAAAGGAUGGUUGCAUUAGUUCAUGCAAAACCUACUCCACUUUGGCACAUAAACUGGUCCAAGAUAAUGCUUAAAAGGCAAGUAAAGUUGAUUACCUUCUUAUACAAGCUUUCCCAUGCCAUGAGAGCAGCAACAACCCCCAUCACCAUGGAUGCUGCUGCUAAGAAACACUGUGAAAACAAAGACCUGAGCAUCGAUGGUAACGAGCAGUUUCAGUUGGAAAGCGAGCCAGUCUUACUCCCGGGCUUGCCAAACCAUCUAGCACGCCUUUGUCUUGCAGAUCUCCCACCUUCCCUCCUCUAUAGUGUAUGCAUUUCAUGGCGUCGCUUCAUCUAUUCUCCCAACUUCCCACCAUUCUACUCUCUUUAUGCUCUUCUAGCACCAACUGCCCCUGCACCCAACUGUGAAUGCCAAUUGCACUCGGCUACUUUCUCCUGCUUCGACCCCAUUGCAUGGAAGUGGAGAUCCCUUCCAAGCCCUCCUCCUCCGCCUCUCUGCAUGCUAAGCCGACACCCUUCUUACAUAUCAAGGAUUCUUCCAAUCCAAUCUAUCACGGCAUCAGGCCAUCUACUUCUCAUAGCUGCCAACACUCACAAUUUUCUCCCAGCUCUUACCUGUCCACUAGUAUUCGACCCUCUGUCCAGCAAGUGGAUCUUUGGACCUCCGUUUGCCUCACCUAGGCGAUGGUGUGUCACUGGCUCAAUAGAUAGCUCAGUCUACGUGGCUAGUGGUACAGGCGCACAGUACCAUAGAGAUGUAGCAAUAUCUCUUGAGAGAUGGGACAUGUCAAAGAAGGAAGCCAACUGGAUUUGGGAAACGAGAGCAGAGUUUAAAGAUGCAAAGUUUAGUAGAGAACCCAUUGAAGCAAUUGGGUAUAGAGGGAAACUCUGCAUGGUAAACAUAAAAGGGAAAGCACUGAAAGAAGGCGCUGUGUACAACAUUGUAAUGAAUCAAUGGGAGCAAAUGCCAAGGGGGAUGCUGGGGGGCUGGACUGGGCCAGCAACCAUAGACGAUGAAGUUAUGUAUGUGGUAGAUCAGGAAACUGGAUCCUUGAGCAAGUAUAAUCCAGAUAAUGAUUGCUGGGAGCAGUUCGUUGGGCCUUCGAACCACCUGAAAGGUGCUGAGCAUAUAUCUGCAGGUCGUGGAAAAGUAUGCGCUGUUUCAGCUGAUGGUGGCAAGAUUUUUGUGGUGGACAUUGCCGCAACUACAAGGCCUCCUAACUUUUGGAUAUUGGAGCCUCCGCAAGGUAUGGAAGUCAUUGCAGUCCACAUAUUACCAAGGAUGAGCCUACCAGAGCAUUGGUCCAUCUUGUAGUUGAAUUCUUCAAAACUCUGUAGCGAAUCUGAAACAGUUUCAGAUGAAAAUUGAACACAUGAAGCAAAAAGAGGAAAAUACAUUUUUUCACUUAACUUGUAAAAUGAACAUGAGGUCCUCCUCUUUGCUUACAUUAGUUUCAAACAUUUUCUCUCCA
This is a messenger RNA of Salvia miltiorrhiza (redroot sage), 1710 nucleotides long. RefSeq names its product F-box/kelch-repeat protein SKIP25-like. Bases 246 to 1553 code for a protein of 435 amino acids. Lineage: Eukaryota; Viridiplantae; Streptophyta; Magnoliopsida; Lamiales; Lamiaceae. The record is from RefSeq and is a predicted model, not a curated record. Gene Ontology annotation, molecular function: protein binding. The transcript has a single exon.